Messenger RNA from Drosophila elegans, 816 nucleotides. RefSeq lists its product as uncharacterized. The transcript has 2 exons. The record is from RefSeq and is a predicted model, not a curated record. Lineage: Eukaryota; Metazoa; Arthropoda; Insecta; Diptera; Drosophilidae. The coding region runs from base 1 to 816 and encodes 271 amino acids.
AUGUACGACGGGAUCCUAAGGCAGGCACUACCCGAAGGAUGCACCGUAGUGGGCUUUGCGGACGACAUAGCGCUGGUAACAGUAGCGAAAACCCUCGAAGAGGCCAUGGGAAGGUGCAGCCUCUCGAUAGACACCCUUAUGAGCUGGCUCGCAGACAACGGGCUAUCGCUUGCCGAUCACAAAACGGAGGCAGUGCUCAUAAGCAGCAGAAGGAUUGUUGAGAAAGCAACAAUUCGAGUCGGUCGCCAGUGCAAAACUGUCUACAGACGCUGCGCACUGCGCAUCACAAGCAGCUUCUGCACGGUAUCAGAGGAAGCCGCACUAGUGAUAGCCGGUACAAUACCGAUAGACCUCCUGGCGGCAGAACGAAGGACAGGAUGUACAGGAAGUAGGACCCAGCGCAGCAGCACGAUAGAGGCUUGGCAAAGGAGGUGGAACAGUUCGAGCACAGGGUGGUGGACGCACAGGUUAAUCCCCAGUCUAAUCCCCUGGCUGCAGAGAAGACACGGGCAGGUAGAUUUCUACCUCACACAGAUAAUCUCCGGGCACGGAUGCUAUAAAGAUUACCUGUACAGGUUCAAGCACGAGCCGAACCCCUGCUGCGACCACUGCGGCACCGCAAGCAUCGAAGACGCGGAGCACGCAUUCUUCAUCUGCCCCCUAUACGAAUUAAGAACCGAGCGUUUCCUGACAGUGGAUAAUAUAAUCAAUUGCAUGCUGGAAAACCAAAGGAACUGGGAUGCGGUAGCUAAUCUGGCCGCUGGCAUCCUAAAGGACUUAAGGCGUCGAGAACAGAGUCGACGCAACCAGCAAUAA